Molecule: messenger RNA, 2294 nt
Organism: Acipenser ruthenus (sterlet)
Lineage: Eukaryota; Metazoa; Chordata; Actinopteri; Acipenseriformes; Acipenseridae
Product: peroxisomal biogenesis factor 3-like
Exons: 12
Coding region: 181-1302 (373 amino acids)
Biological process (GO): protein import into peroxisome membrane
Cellular component (GO): peroxisomal membrane
Molecular function (GO): protein-macromolecule adaptor activity
Source: RefSeq, a predicted model, not a curated record
UGUAAACCGCCAAAGUUUCACAGGGAUCAACCUGUUCCAGUGCAGACAGAACCAGCUGAUCUCAGAACUGAGCGUGCAGUGGUGAACAGACUUUUGCUUGCCUUUAUGGAUGAUUUAAAAUACAAAUAAUACAAAAAAUAUAUAUUUUAUUUAUUUAAGAGUUGUUUUAAUUCCUAAGAAAUGUUGACAUCCACGUGGGGUUUUCUGAAGCGUCAUAGAAGGAAGUUUAUAUUUGCAGGUGUUUUCGUUGGAGGAGUUUACCUAUUGGGUAAAUAUGCACAGAAGAAAAUGAGACAAAUUCAGGAACGAGAAGCAGCAGAAUACAUUGCACAAGCACGUCGUCAAUUUCAUUUUGAAAGUAACCAAAGAACGUGUAACAUGACAGUGUUAUCAAUGCUUCCAAAUUUAAGAGAUGCUAUCAUACAACACCUGAAUUCAGAAAGCCUCACAGCUUUGCUCAAGAACAAGCCACCAAAUAAGCUGGAGAUCUGGGAGGAUUUAAAGAUAAUCAGUUUCACUAGAAGCAUAGUAGCUGUAUACAGUAUCUGUAUGCUAGUUGUACUGUUGCAUGUCCAGCUAAACAUCAUUGGUGGAUACAUAUUCCUCGAUAAUUCUGCUCUCAGCAAGAAUGGAAUGACACCAUUCGCACCCCCUGAAGUACAACAGCAGUACCUCUCGAGUAUUCAGCACCUUUUUGGGGAUGGCCUGAAUGAACUAAUGACUGUAGUGAAGAAAGCUGUACAGAAAGUUUUAGGAGGCAUUUCCCUUAAACAGAGCAUCUCUCUGCUGGAGUUGGAGCAGCAUGUAAACCAGAUCAGAGAGCAGGUGGAGCAGAGGCGACGUUCAAGCACAGCUGAAAGUAGUGGAAACAAAUUGACUCUUUCUUCGUACAUGAUGCCAGAUGAGGAAAGCACUUUAUCAGCUCAGGCAUGUGGUCUAACAGAGAAAGAUGUUGGAACAAUAAAAUUGCUAAAUGAAACCAGGGACUUGUUAGAAAGUCCAGACUUCUACAUUGUUUUGAAUACCUGUUUGAACCGUGGGUUUAGCCAGCUUUUUGACAAUAUGGCAGAGUUUUUCAGGCCUAAUCGGCAAGAUCCUGGGGAGAGCAUCGCAGCGGACAGUCUGUCCAAUGUCAGUCUUCCGCUAGCCAAAGUCAUCCCUGUAGUAAAUGGACAGAUUAAUUCAAUGUGCAGUGAAACACCAAGCCAGUUUGUUCAGGCCCUCUUAAUGGCUGAGCAGGUGAAGGAAUUUUCUGCUAAUGUAUAUGAAGCUUUCAGUGCAACUCAGCAAUUGCAGAAAUGAGUUGCAAAGAGGUGGAAUACUUGUACUGGGAUUGUACACAUAGUGCACAACUCUGCAGAUACAUUCCCAGUGAAUCUACAGCAGACGGGACCUCCUUUAGCUAAGCAUCACAUUCCUAGCAAUUACACACUGCGAAACCAAGUUUCUAAUGCUGUUACUUAAAGGAAGACCCUGCAUGUUUUGAUCCACCAUUUCGAUUAGUGGGGUUAAAAGCGGAGUGUUUCAGUAACCAAGUAGCACCUGGCUUUAAAUUGAAGGCCUGUGCUGAAGAACUGUACCAGGACUGAAAACAACCUAGAAGUUGCUCUAGAAGAUGUAUAACAACAAUGAUUGUUCAGGUUGUUUUUUGGUUUGUUUAUUUUGUCUGACAAACAAACUUGUCCCUUUGUCCAUUUAUCCUUUCUAACAGUACCUGAAACUAAAUUAAUUUAGCAUGCUUGAUACCACCAUAUACACCUGUCCGUUACUGAGGAAACUAGCAUGUUGUUGCAGCGAAACUGUACUUGAGCUUCUCAUCUGCAAGUACCUAUCAAAUUUAAAAGUAAUACAUCUAUUUGAGGAAUUACAUUCUACUUACAAGUCUCUUACCUUGCAAGUAUUGUUGAUAAUAUUAAUGUAUUAACAUACUACACAAAAACUAAAUUGACACCAAUCUAUGUUACAAGAGGCCUGUUAAUCUUUUUUUUUUUUUUUUUUAGCUGCUUUUCAGUUGCAAAAGGAAGAAAUACACACUUUAAUUUAAUUGUGUUUUAAUAUACUGUGAUUAAUUUAAUUUUGAAUGAAGAGUUAUGUCCAGUAGGAAUAAGCUGAAUAAUGUUGGGUAUAUUUUAUUCUAAACAGGUUCUUACUGUAAAGACUAGUGCAAUUUUAAUUAUUUUUUUUAACAAUGAUCAAUACAAGAUUAUCUGUAAAAUAUCCAUUAAAUAUUUAACCUUAGCCAUAUAGAUCACCAAACCCACAUCUCCCAAGAUAAAUAAAAUUGUAUGAACUUG